UGGCUGGUCAAGUUUCCCUGCCUGCUCUCUCCCUCUCUCUCUCUCUCUCACACACACACAUACACACACACACACACACCAUCAGGCCGCCGGUGGUUACCUUGUGUGUUUUCGAGUCGCCACAGUGAGCCUGGAGGCUGCGGACCAUGCGGGGCUCCGGGGACAGCUGACACAGAGCCGCGAGCAGCAGCAGCCAGCCAGCCAGCCAGCCACUGCGCAUGCGUCAUGCCGGGCUCGGUCAUGUGCGCUUGAUGAUGGUUUCCUGAUAGGGCACGUGCACAGUUUUGAGGUGAUUUACCUGUGGAUGAUCAGCCAUGACCGACCUGAAGUCCAAGUCGGAGGGCCGGCGCGAGGAGGACCGGGAGGAGGGCCCGGACGGCGGCUGGGGCUGGGUGCUGGUGGCCGCGCUCUUCAUCAGCACCAGCCUGGUGUUCGGCCUGAUGCGGAGUCUGGGGAUCUUCUUCGUGGAGUUCGUCCAGUACUUUGAGGAAAGCGCUCACGCCAUCUCCUGGAUAUCCUCCAUAGGACUGGCAUCGCAGCAGUUCUUCAGCCCCCUGGGAGCGGCGCUGUGUAACGCCUAUAACACCAGGCUGGUGGUGAUGGCGGGCGGCCUCCUGGCCGGACUGGGCUUCAUCCUGGCGUCUCAGGCCACCAGCGUGUUUCACCUCUACCUCACCAUGGGCGUCGUCUCAGGUUUCGGAUGGGGCUUGAUCUUCAGCCCCAUGGUGGCGACCGUCAUGGCCGCCUUCACCCGCCGCCGCGCCCUGGCGCUGGGCCUGGCCUUCUCCAGCAUCGGACUGUCGUCCUUCGCCUUCAACCCGCUCUUCCUGCUGCUGGUGGAGCGCUACGCCUGGAGGGGGGCCCUGCUCAUCCUGGGGGGCCUCAGCCUGAACAUCAUCCCCUGCGGGGCGCUCAUCCGCCCCCGGCGGCAAACCAAAGCCCCGCCGAAGGCCCGCUCGGCUCCGGCGGGUUCGGAGCGCCGGCAGUCGUGCGCCCAGAGGGUCUCCUCCUACCUGGAGCUGUCGCUGCUGCUGGAGCGGCCCUACCUCACCUUCGCUCUGGGCGUCAGCCUCUUCAACAUGGGCUACUUCGUGCCGUACUUCCACCUGGUGGCCCACAGCCGCCAGGCCGGCUUCUCCGAGUACCAGGCCGCCUUCGUCAUGUCGGCCGCCGGCAUCACCGACAUCCUGGGCCGCGUGGCGUCCGGCUGGUUCGCCGACCUGGGCCACUUCCGCCUGGUCCACCUGAUGAGCCUGUGGACGUUCCUGGCCGGGGUCUUCAUCAUGCUGCUGCCCGUCAGCUCGCUGACCGGCUCCUACGCCGCGCUGAUGACGGUCGCCCUCUUCUACGGCUUCACCUCCGGGGCGCUGACCUCCCUGGUGUUCGCCGUGCUGCCCGCCAUCGUGGGCGUGGAGCGCGUGAUGGGCGCCCUGGGCCUGCUGCAGCUCAUCGAGAGCUGCUCCGGGCUGCUGGGCACGCCGCUGUCAGGCUUGCUGAAGGACACCACAGGGAGCUACGUGGCGUCCUUCCUGGUGGCCGGCGCCUUCCUCAUCCUCGGCACCUUGACCAUGGCCACUCUUCCUCACUUCUUCUCCUGCAAGAAUCCUCUUCCUCCUCCUCCUCCUAAUCGGAGAGGCUCCGCCGCCGACAAGGAGUCCAGUCUGCACCCGGAGCUGGAGCAGAUGAACGAUCUGACCUCCGACCCCAAUCAGAGGGGACUGGAGUGAUCCGGCAGGUCAACAUUUCAGUUUCAAGCGAUGGGUUCAAGGCGCGGGAGCGCCGCCAAUACACACGCCACUGUGUGUGGCGGUCAGUCGUAUUUAUACCUCAGAAACUGGCUUUAAGUGAAGAAUCCUUUAAACCGGCAGGAAGGAGCUGCUUCUGUGAUUCAGAAGGACAUUCACACAUUUUGUUUAUCAUCUCUGUUCGUUUGGAAAUAAGAAAAACAAUGAAGGUGUACAUAUUUUACCUCAGAGGGAGAACGGCUCUGAAUGGAAAACUCCACAAAAAUCAAGAGUUUAGAAUUUUCUGAGACGUUUGUGAGACUUUCACACUUCAAAGUUUUUGCACACAUGUGAUUCAUUUAUAGCAAUCCUCACUUGCACUGCGUAUUCCAAAAGUGUAUGAUAAUCCACAAACGUGUUGCCGGCCGUCAUAGUAAUCUUUUUUUUAUCUGCAGAUAGCCAUUAGGGACAACUGCCAGCAACACAAUAAGUAAAUCAUUAGUGGAAGGGUAGAUAUUUAAUCUUAAAGAGAAAAUAAUCUGUUGAAACCAAACGGAGAGCGCUAAAGGCCAGAAGUUUAUGUAGUUUAUGAAGUAGAGUUGCGUUCCCUCAAAGGGGCGGUGAGGACAGAGAAAAAAAAAGAUAUAAAUCUGAUUUAGUCUCCGAUAAUAAAUCAGGAUUUUAGUGAGAUUUUCAGCUUUUCUCCUGACAUGGAGUGAAGCUUCUGAUUUUCUGAAAUUUUAAUGAAAUAGUUGAGGCCAGCUGAAGAUGUUUGAACCCGGGCUGUCAAGAGUUAAUCACAUUAAUGUAGGGUCAACGAAAGAUUAAUUCUUUUUACAGUUUGAAAACUGUAUUUGUAAUGUCGUAAAUGAUUCCCUAUACUUGUAAAAUACUUUUCCAGGUGGAAAUCAGCUAUGGAUUAUUUUCUAAUAUUUAGUUCCUGCUCCGUUCUUGCUUUAGACACUGGAAACUGUCCACCACAUAUCAGCAUGAAGCUUUUAAACAUCUUGGUGUUUUAUAGACCAGUAAGUGCUUUAAAAGCAGCCCGAGCUUCACGCUGCUUCAUGAAGGGCAGAAUAAAUUCCCCCGGAGACUCUCGGUCUCAGGAACUCUUCUCACCGCCAGUGCUUUAUAUUUUAUAUUCCUCUGCAGAAACAUGAGGACUUCUGUAUUUUUGUGAAGGGCGAGCCGGGGGCGGCUCUGUGAAGCGGGGGAUGCCGGGAUAUUUGGUAGGAAUGGAUGCUUUACCUCGUGAACCACCCUGCCGUCUUAAAUCAACCUGACAUGUUUGAAUUCCACAUGUUGCACUUUACCUUGAUUAAAAAAAAACCUUUUUUCUGUUGCAGCGUCUCUGUUUGAAUAAUGACGGCGUCCUCUGCUGAAAACAUUCACACACACGUAAGCAUGACAGUCUCAUUUAUUUGACCUGAAUACAAAAAAACAAUCAGAUAACUUAAAGAAAAUGAACAUGAACAUUGUCUGAUGUCUUAAAAAAAAAACAGUUUGAUGGCAUUCAAUUAAAACACAUUUUGUGAAGUGGACAGAAGAAGCAGAAAGGAGAGAG
Messenger RNA from Salarias fasciatus (jewelled blenny), 3288 nucleotides. RefSeq names its product solute carrier family 16 member 13 (gene slc16a13). The transcript is spliced from 6 exons. Gene Ontology annotation, molecular function: monocarboxylic acid transmembrane transporter activity. NCBI's taxonomy places the organism in Eukaryota, Metazoa, Chordata, Actinopteri, Blenniiformes, Blenniidae. Gene Ontology annotation, biological process: monocarboxylic acid transport; transmembrane transport. The record is from RefSeq and is a predicted model, not a curated record. The coding region runs from base 315 to 1727 and encodes 470 amino acids.